GUGUACGAAGAUGGAUAGAGUACUGGAAAGAUAUAUGGGAUGAGGGGGAGUAGAAUCUAUUGAGUAUGAAAUGCACAAAUUUAAACUAAAAUGGUUUGGACACAUGCACAUGAAGAGUUAAAAAUAUAUAGCUUCAAUGAAGAGUUGUGAGACGGUGGAGGCUGGUGGUGGGGAAUUUGAGGUCUCGAGGGAUUUGCUGCCGCUGUUUGCAAUGACGAACCUAUGGCCUCUCAGUUUAAGCUCCUUGAUCGGAUCAAAAUGUGCAGGAGUUCCAUUUUUACAUCUCCUUGGAUUCUUGAGGUCGUUGUGUGAUGACAUGUUGUGGAUGGCGGCACUUUGGCGACCUCACGAUGGCAGUUGACGGCAUCGAAUGGCAGUACGUAUGGCGACGACAAAUGGCCGUUCAUGUUACAAUAUAUGGUUGAUAAGAAUAUAAAUAAUAGACCUCCUUAUUA
Molecule: messenger RNA, 455 nt
Organism: Cuscuta campestris
Lineage: Eukaryota; Viridiplantae; Streptophyta; Magnoliopsida; Solanales; Convolvulaceae
Source: the annotation of a GenBank genome assembly